Eptesicus fuscus (big brown bat) is the source of this 2461-nucleotide messenger RNA. It is a transcript of the gene CSDC2, whose product is annotated as cold shock domain containing C2. The transcript has 4 exons. Gene Ontology annotation, molecular function: mRNA 3'-UTR binding. NCBI's taxonomy places the organism in Eukaryota, Metazoa, Chordata, Mammalia, Chiroptera, Vespertilionidae. Gene Ontology annotation, biological process: regulation of mRNA stability. Gene Ontology annotation, cellular component: cytoplasm. The record is from RefSeq and is a predicted model, not a curated record. Bases 267 to 728 code for a protein of 153 amino acids.
CACACACACACACACACACACACACGCUCACACACACGGCACAUCUUUCAGACCCGGCCCCCGCGCCCAGCUCCAGGUGCCGGGAGAGGCCGAGUGCUGAGCCGGCCGCAGGAGGCAGUCCCGACCUCAGCUGCCGGGGAGAGACGGAGCCUGUGGCUGCUGAGGCUGCUGAGCAGGGCCAGGCCGGGCCCUGCCCUCAAGGACACCGAAGCCCUUCACCGGCCCCUGGGCCUGGGAGCCCACCAGGCUCUCCCGCUGGCCCCACCAUGACUUCGGAGCCCACAUCGCCCCCAGUCGUGCCCCCGCUCCACUCCCCCAAGUCCCCAGUCUGGCCCACCUUCCCCUUCCACCGGGAGGGCAGCAGGGUCUGGGAGCGGGGCGGUGUCUCAACUCGGGACCUGCCCAGCCCCCUGCCCACCAAACGGACCAGGACGUAUUCGGCGACAGCCCGUGCCUCGGCUGGCCCCGUGUUCAAGGGCGUCUGCAAGCAGUUCUCCCGCUCACAAGGCCACGGCUUCAUCACCCCUGAGAACGGGUCAGAGGACAUCUUCGUGCACGUAUCUGACAUCGAGGGGGACUACGUCCCUGUGGAGGGUGACGAGGUGACCUACAAGAUGUGCCCCAUCCCACCCAAGAACCAGAAGUUCCAGGCCGUGGAGGUGGUGCUCACCCAGCUGGCCCCACACACGCCCCACGAGACGUGGUCCGGGCAGGUCGUGGGCUCCUAGGCUGGGGGGGCGCCCCCCAGGGUGGACAGGUGGGCAGGCCUCAUGCCCCACUGCACUGGCUGACUCGGUCCCCCAGGCGGCCUCAGUGCGCACGUCUGUCUGUCUGUCUGUCUUGCACGUGUGCUUCCAUCCAGCCCCGUGACCUGUGACUGUUGUGUGAGCUGGACCGAGGGGGCGGCCUCCGACCUGCCCUCUCUGCUUGUCCGCUCUCUCCUUCCUCCCCUCCCUGGCACACUGGCACAGGCCCUCUCGCCCCUGCCCACCUGUCCUGUGUCCACUGAACCUCCAGAGCCUGCAUCAGGCCUGGGGCUGGGCGUCGGGGGCACCCCGGGCCCUGCCGGGACAAGCUUCUCCGCAGCCUGGGCCUCUGGCCCUGGCCCGGCCGGACUCUGCUUGUUACUCAACCCACCCCUGGGCCCGGGGCUCCAGUGCUGGCCGGGACCCGCCCUCAGAAGCCAGGCCCGUGAGCACUUUGGGGGCCUCCAGCCUCCGGCAAGGAAAGGUAGUGAAAGGUGGCCAGCCGGCCCUCCUCGGGUGGCCGGGCCAGCCUGCCUUCUCCCGCUCUCAGCACGCACUGGAGGCGGGAGAGGGCCUGAGGCAGAAGGCAGUUUGGGGUUCCUUUGGCUGGCCAGUCCCUCCUCCUCAGCCUGGCAGUGGCUCUGUGAACCCCAAACUGAGGUCCCAUCUUCUCCCCUGGCCACGCGGAGUCUUGCUGCCUCCAUUUCCCCAGGAGAUGCGGGUCUGCGGAGUCGGGGGGACGUCCCCCCAGCUUGGAUUUAGGCCUCCCCUUUCCCUGACUCACGAGCCCCACUGAUGCUCUGCCCGUGCUCAGCACGGCGGCUGGUGAGGACCCAGCGGUGGGUGGACACAGCCCCUCAGGCAGGGCCAGGCGGGGGCACCCACAGGAGUAGCCUCAGCCUGGGGGACCCCCAGCCCUGCCACCCCCUGCUGGACCCUCUUCCCAAAGCCGAGACGUGGCUCCCACCGGCCUCCAAGCCAGUGGCUGAGCUGUGGUUCCUGUUGUCCGUCCCUUAAAGUGUGUGCGUGUGUGUGUUGUGUGCAUGUGUGUUGUAUGCAUUCACUCUUGGGUGGGGGGUUGGCCUGGCCAGGAGGCCAGGAAGGAGGGUUUCCUCCCCCCGUGCCCGCCUCCCAGAGCACAUCGUCUGGUGGGGACUGGAACGGGGCUAACGGGAGGGCUGCCCGGACGGGCGGAGAGCCGGUCUGUGUGUCAACGGCUCAGAUGCCCAACCUCAGGGUCAGUGACUGCCUAGGAUCCCCAGCCCUGGAGAUGCCCCAAGGCUCCAGGGUGGAGCCCGGCUGGGAUGUGUCCCAUCCCUGCCCCCAGUCCUUACGAGGCUGGCAGCUCAGAGCUGCUGAGAUGGGCUGGCAGCCCCCCACCUGAGAACGGCCCAGCCCAACACCCACUCUGAGCCGGGGCCGCUCUGGCAAGGCCCCAGGCCUUUCCUUGGGGAACAAGGACCCCCUGGCCUCCUGGGCAGGUUUAUUGAUGCAGGUUAACCCCUAGGAGCCCCCCAAGGCCCCCUGUCCUGUGAGUAGACCCCCCUUUUCAGGCACUGGCAAGGGGGAUGUGGGACAUCAGCCCUGGGGCCACCUGGGUGGCUGAGGUCAGUGGCAUUCUGUCACUCACACCCCAGUGUCCAGUCACACACCCUCCUGAGGCCCCCCACCCCCCGGGCUCCCGUCCUUCCGAACACUGGCAAUAAACCCUCAGC